Homalodisca vitripennis (glassy-winged sharpshooter) is the source of this 520-nucleotide messenger RNA. Its product is annotated as D-erythrulose reductase-like. Lineage: Eukaryota; Metazoa; Arthropoda; Insecta; Hemiptera; Cicadellidae. Gene Ontology annotation, molecular function: carbonyl reductase (NADPH) activity; L-xylulose reductase (NADPH) activity. The record is from RefSeq and is a predicted model, not a curated record. Gene Ontology annotation, biological process: glucose metabolic process; xylulose metabolic process. The transcript is spliced from 3 exons. Bases 1 to 399 code for a protein of 132 amino acids.
AUGGAGGAGCCCGGGGCGGAAAUGCGACAAACCCCGACUUACUCUAUACAGUCUGCCGUCGCGUCGGGUCGUCUCAAGCUGUCAGCAGCCUUGAAGGACCAUGUGGUCUACUGUGGCACCAAAUCAGCCCUAGACUCUGUCUCCCGAGUAAUGGCCCUGGAGCUCAGUCCCCACAAUAUCCGGGUUAACACAGUGAACCCCACUGUAGUGAUGACUGACAUGGGGAGAGUCGGGUGGUCGGAGCCAGCCAAAGCUAAUGAGAUGCUCAGGAAAAUUCCACUUGGCAGAUUUGCAGAGGUAGAUGAAGUGGUCAACACUAUUCUCUUUCUGUUGAGCGACGUUGCUCCAAUGGUGAAUGCUGUCACUCUCCCUGUGGAUGGAGGGUUUCUGGCUUGUUGAUAGACAAACUCCAGUCCUGGCAUCGUUCUGCAGGCAUCCCGUGCAUUUGUAGUGCAGUGCUGUAGACAGUUAGUAGAGAAAGGGGGUAUAAUCAAAUUUAAAUUUCUUGGCAUUUAUUGAA